This is a messenger RNA of Miscanthus lutarioriparius, 1809 nucleotides long. Lineage: Eukaryota; Viridiplantae; Streptophyta; Magnoliopsida; Poales; Poaceae. The record is from the annotation of a GenBank genome assembly.
AUGGCGCCGUUCGUGUCCAAGCUGAUCUCGCCGCCUCCGUGCCACUCCACCUCCACCUGGAGCCGCCGCCUCCUUCCCAAUCCGAGCCCGGCCGGCUGUCGAAUCGCGCCGCCGCCGCCGCCCAGCCUGAGUCCAGCGAGGCGCUUCGCCCCGAGCUGCGCCUCCGCGUCAGACCGUGCCGGCGCGACGACGGCGGACCUGGCCGCAGCCGAGGAGGAGGAGGCGGAGGAGCUCGAUGACCUGCCGUUUGUCCAGCUGUCUUCAGACAUCCUCCAGACGGAGCUGAGUUUGCUCAAGGCCGACGCGCCCCCGGCCGGCGACGACUCGCCUCUCGGCACCACCGCCCUUGAGGACGGAGACGGCGAGGAUGCGUUGUACGCGGCCUGCCUCGCCGGGAACGUGACCGAGCAGCUGUGGAACUUCACCUGGCCCGCCGCCAUCGCCACGCUGCACCCCAGCCUCCUCCCCGUCGCCGUCCUCGGCUUCUUCUCAAAGCUCGUGGUGUUCGCGGCGGGCCCGCUGGUGGGGGAUCUCGUGAGCUCGCUCCCCCGGAUCCCCGCGUACCGAUCUCUGACGGUGAUCCAGACAGCAGCGCACCUGGUGUCGGCGGCGAUGGUCACGUACGCCUUCACCGUCCCUCGAACUUCAUCUGCCUCGGCGCUGCUCCUGCAGCCGUGGUUCGCCGCGCUGGUGGCGUCCACGGCCGUCAACCGCCUCUCCUGCGUCUCCCUCGGCGUCAUCGCCGAGUGCGACUUUGUCGUCCAGCUAGCAGGGGAAGGCAGGCCGAUCGCACUGGCGCGGGCGAACGCGGCGCUCAGCAGGGUCGAUCUCCUCUGCGAGACGGCGGGGGCGUCCAUCUUCGCAGUGCUGCUCUCCAGGAAUGACCCGCUGACCUGCGUCAGGCUCUCCUGCGCCAUCUCGCUCUGCGCCCUGCCCCUUCUGUUUUUUCUAGGCGGCGCCAUGAACCGGCUCGCGGACGGCAUCUUCGACCGCUCUGCUAGUGCUAGUCCGGGCCCGCUCGAGCGGUCCGGACGACAUGGGAGGAGCACGGCGGUCGGCGAGGCCUGGGAGACCAUCAGGCGCGGCUGGACGGAGUACCUCCGGCAGCCCGUCCUCCCGGCGAGCCUCGCCUACGUGCUCGUCUGCUUCAACGUCGCGCUCGCGCCCGGCGCUCUCAUGACCACCUUCCUCAUCCACCACGGCGCGAGCGCGACGGUGCUCGGCGCGUUCGGCGGCUCGUCGGCGGUGGUGGGGAUUCUGGCCACGUUCGUGACUCCAUACCUUGUCAAAGAGCUGGGCAUUCUCAAGGCCGGGGCGGCAGGGCUGGUCGCACAGAGCGCGCUCCUCGGCGCGGCGGUCGUGGUCUUCCUCACCGGCCCUGUCUCGCGGCGCGGCGCCCUCUUCGCUUUCCUCGGCUUCAUCGUAACGCCACCCAUCGACACUCCCUUCUAUUCUCAUCACGGCGGCAUGGAGACCCUGAGCUCGAUCGGAGGACGUGAACGUCAUGAUGGUAUGCAUGCAAUGCAGGUGGCGUCGCGGCUGGGGCACAUGGCGUACAGCGUCAUCGGGCUGCAGGUGGUGCAGACGGGGAACCCCAUGGGGAAGGCCAAGCUGAUCGGCGCCACGGAGAUCGCGGUGGCCAGCCUCGCCGAGCUCGCCAUGAUGGCCGUCGCCGCCAUCGCCGGGGACGCCGCGCACUUCGGCUGCCUGGCAGUGCUCUCGGCCGCGUCCGUCGCCGCCGCCGCAUGCCUGUUCUGCGCGUGGCUGGCCAACCCCACCGACGAGCUCAGGAGGCUCUUCCCAUGCUGA